Molecule: messenger RNA, 2394 nt
Organism: Cladocopium goreaui
Lineage: Eukaryota; Dinophyceae; Suessiales; Symbiodiniaceae
Source: the annotation of a GenBank genome assembly
AUGUUGGUGAAGCUGGUGCCACAGAUGAACAAUGGGAAUCUGCAACAGGCCACGGCUGAGUUGGUGGGCAACGCCGUGCGGCUUUGUCAGGAGCAGGUCAUGGGCUGCGUGAAGCUGUUGAUACAGGCGCUGGUCAGCAAGCAGAGCCCCGAGCUGGCGCUGGAUGCGGCCUGGGCGCUGAAUGAGAUGGCGCACAAGAAUCCCUUGGUUGCUGGAUGGAUCCGCGAAGUUGGAGGGCUACAGGCACUCCAGGAGUCAGUGGUCGUAUAUGCAUCGCAUACGGAGCAUGUGAACUGCUGCACCUGGUUGGUCCGCAUGAUUGGAGGAGCUUCAGGUUUGCUGCAGCUUCUCAGUACAGAGCCAUGCAGACCGGAGGUUGUCGUGGCAGUUUUGCAGGUUCUGCGCAAGGACUCAGGGUGCUGGAGGAACAGCGCAGGGCCUUUGGAUGAGGCCCCGCAGCUGCUGCGCAGCGUGGCCCAGCGCCUGGCGCAGCUCAGCAUCCCGGAGCUCUUGCAGGAUGCCACUACGGUGCUCCAGGAGAUGGCAGUGGAGCCUUUGCUGGGCCACGAGCUUCUGAAAAUGGGCGGUGCACAGCUCAUGUCUGUAACGUUGCAGAUGGCGGUACGCUGUCAGGACACUUCGACCGCUGAGAGUUGCUGCAAGAUCUUGUCGGCGUUGACGAAGGUCGGCCGAGUCGAUUGUGAGCAUUUGCUGAGAAGCGGCGAUCUCCUCUCUUCGCUGCAAGCGGCUGCGCAGAUGGGUUCAGGCGGGCAACUCGAAGAGGACGUGGGGCAAAGUCUGGGUUUUAUCCUGGGCCUUCCAGAGGCCCUUCAGCUCUUCGAUCGCGUUGGACAGCGUGGAGUCCGUGGAGUGUUGCUGACCAUCAAAGAGCUCUGCACUACGGAGGACUUAGAAGCCAUCAGGCAGUUGCCAGCAAUCAUGGGAGAGCUCCUGCAGCUGCAGAAGAAGUCGCCCCGCAACGCGAUUUUUCUUUCUGCUCUGCUGCAAGCUCUUGGCGCUUGUUGUUCCAGUUUAGCGCCCCACUGCAAUCCUGGAGAUUGUGCUCCGCUGGAUGAGACCAUCAAAAUGUUGGUUUCUCGGUUGUAUGAACCUGUGCAAAUUCCAGAGGAGGGGUGGGGCUACUUCUGCAGAGACGAAGUUGAAGCCAUCUUCGACCCACUAGGCAAGGUGACCUUGGCCAAAGAUGCCUGGAGAGAUGUGCUGCUGAAGCAUGGGGCCAAAGAAGCAGCCUCGCAACGCAUCAGCGAGCUGGUGGGCGAUCGGCGACUGGAGAAGUACUGCGUGUGGUUCCUGGCCGCGCUGGCUGGGAUGCCCUUCGUAGUGCAGGAGCUUCAACGACAUUUGCAGAGGGAUGCAGUGGUUGAUGCCUGCAUGUGCGCCAUUAUUGACAUCCUGGAUGAUGACUUGGAAUGUGAUUGGCUGUUGAGUGGUAGGACCCUCAUGGUUUCUCAGCAAGAAGUUCCAGGAAUGUUGGAACUGAUGGCCCAAGCAAUGCUGGCCCAUCCACAGGAUGCCCUUUUGCAGAGUCGUGGGUGCCACUGCCUGGCUCUUCUCAUGAGAAUGGUACAGCACGUGGGAGACUUGAAUCAGGCCUGUUUGACUAUCAUCAUGAAGACAGUCCUGAAAGCCUACGACAGUCACUAUGAGCACCAAAGUGCAGUGCGUGACGUCAGCUUUUUACUCCGCAGUCUGCUGGAACCCCGUCACGGUCAAGACCCCCAAGCCGAGUGGGCGCAAAAGCAGCUUGCGCAGCAUUUGCAACAGGAGGGCACUCACAGGCAACUGGAAAGCAGCACCAAGCACUUCUGUGGAUUCGUUGAUGCUUGCAGAUUUGCCGAGCUCUUCGAGAAUACCUUAGCAUGCAUCGUGCUGUUGAAUGGAGCUGGGCGCAUGCUGAACUUUCUCAAAGAGAGUGCUGACUUGCAAGGUCAUCCAACUUUGUGCGCGGCCGGCAUGAAGGCUCUUUUCGAACUUGGGAGUUCCAGGAGUUCGGUACUGAGUGAAGCAAAUGGCAUUCUUCUGGAUGGCGGCAUUGUCGCGCAGGGAUGUCAAGGGGUCCAAGCUGCUUUGCGGCAGUUGGUACGUCAUCCAGAUGAGGCCUUGAAGCAAGCGGCUGUGCUGUUGGAUGGCCUUUGCGUGGCUGGGCGAACGAUGCACAUGCUUGAAACGCUCCUGAUCUCCCCUUCAGUGCAAGAGGAGAAGCCUGGAGCCAGGACGCAAGAGCUGAAGGACAAUGUGACCCGAUGUUUAAUCUAGAAAUCCAGGUAUUUGAACUUGGCUGCAGCGCCGUGUACCUGCAGUCAUCUCAUUCAUCUCAUGUGAUUCGCAUCCCAGAAGCGGUUGCGCACCAGCUGAGGCUCCAAUUGGCAGAAA